Messenger RNA from Fundulus heteroclitus (mummichog), 2103 nucleotides. RefSeq names its product solute carrier family 2 member 11, like (gene slc2a11l). The record is from RefSeq and is a predicted model, not a curated record. Gene Ontology annotation, molecular function: hexose transmembrane transporter activity. The coding region runs from base 177 to 1574 and encodes 465 amino acids. Gene Ontology annotation, biological process: monosaccharide transmembrane transport. Lineage: Eukaryota; Metazoa; Chordata; Actinopteri; Cyprinodontiformes; Fundulidae. Gene Ontology annotation, cellular component: membrane. The transcript has 13 exons.
UAUAUCAGCGUAGCUAUUAUUACCAGGUGGAGAAAAUUCAUGAGGGAUGGGGGCUUCCAAAUGGAUCCAGAGGUUGCAGACUCUCUGCUGGACAGUUAGACUAUCCCGCCCUCAUCGCUGCCAUUUUCAUCUGCAGCAUUGGGGGGACAUUUCAGUAUGGCUUCAGUGUGUCUGUGAUGACGUCCCCCUCUGUUUUCAUAAAGGAGCUGGUGAAUAAAAGUUGUGUGCACAGGUAUGACCGAACCCUAAAGGAGUGGGAGGUCUCUCUCAUCUGGUCCUUCACAGUGUCCAUUUUCUGCAUCGGCGGGUUACUGGGGUCACUGACGGCAGGUUCCCUCAAUUCAAGAUUCGGCAGAAAGCGCUGUCUUCUGAUGAAUAAUUUUGUUGCUAUAUUUGGAGCCGUACUGAUGCUCUUGAGCAGAGCAGCUAAUUCUUUUGAAAUGAUAAUGGUGGGAAGAUUUCUCUAUGGCAUCAAUGCAGGAGUUGGUCUUUCAGCUCAAGCCAUGUAUCUCACUGAAUCGGCUCCUAAGAGGCUGAGAGCGAUGGUGGGCGUCACCAUCGCAACUUUUUUAUCCUUGGGGAAGUUCUGUGGUCAGCUGCUGGGCAUCAGAGAGUUGCUUGGCACGGAGAAUAAUUGGCCCUGGCUGCUUGGUUUCAAUGGUUUCGCUGCAUUGUUCCAGCUCUGCACUCUGCCUCUCCUACCAGAGUCUCCGAGAUUCCUUUUGCUGGAAAGAGGAAACUUCCAGGCUUCUGAGAACGCUUUUAGGAAAUUAUGGGGCAAAAACGACUACAACAAGGAAAUUGAGGAGUUGCUGCAGGAGAAAGCAGCACUGCAGUGCAUCCGAAGCUGCUCAGUACUGGAGCUAAUUCAGAACCGAACCGUUCGCUGGCAGCUCCUCACCAUUGUUAUAGCCUUCACUGCCCUGCAGCUCAGUGGCAUCAAUGCUGUGUACUUUUACUCUUUUGAUGUAUUUCGAGCAGCAGGGAUCCAGGAACACAGGUUAGCAUAUGCUGCCUUGGGAACAGGCCUGUGUGAAGUGUCCACCUCCGUAGCCUGUUUCAUGAUAAUUGAGAGCAUGGGCCAAAAGGGGCUGCUGUUCAGAGGCUACGUGGCGAUGGCUGCAACUCUGGGCCUCCUCUCUGUCACCAUUUACUUUCAGAAAACUGUGUGGUGGAUGCCGUACUGCAGCAUGGUUUUAGUUUUCCUCUUCAUUUUCUUCUUUUCCAGUGGACCCGCUGCAACAACAGUUCCUCUUCCAGGGGAGAUCUUAACCCAGUCGUUUAAAUCAGCCGGAUACACAGUUGGAUGCACCAUUAACUGGAUCAGCCUGUUUGUACUGGGGAUGCUUUUCCCCAUCUUAGUGGACAAGUGGGGUAAUUUUUGCUUCCUUAUGUUUAUGGCUGUCUGCCUCAUCUGUGGGAUCCAUGUGAGGUUCAACAUGCCGGAGACCAAAAAUCGAACGGCGCUGGAGAUAUCUGCUGAGUUUGACAAGAUGCACGCCAAAGAUAAAGCCUCAGAGAAGAAAAAGCCCUCAGAUAUCUGUGAAAUCAAAGUACAAGAGACCAAAUUGUGAUACAGGAAGAGUUUGAGUUUCUCUUGUAAAUGCCUUGUCUGACCUCCAGGUGAAUUUUCACGGAUGGCCUCUCCUGGAAUGAUUGACAGCUGUCCUAAAUGUUUUCUAUGUGUGAAGAAUGAUGGACUUCAAGUUCUAUGAAAAAGGUCUUCAAAGUCCUCCUUUACUGAUGGCCAGCAAUAAUUGGUUCUCUAAGGUCAUUGUUGAUAUCUGACUGCUUCUAUUAAGGUGAUCAGUUUUGCUGAUAACCUAUCAAAUAAGAUAGAUUUAUCUUACCAUGUCAAUAAAUAAAAGACAGUCCAUAUCAUAUGUUUGUUUAAUCUCAGCUGGCUAAUAGGGAAUCUUUGUAGUGAAUAGCCAGACCCUGAGGUUAUCAGUGUGCUCUGUUUGUUUAAAGUCAGACAGUUUUCAAGAAGAAAAAUACCACAGCUAUUCUUUUUAUGUACGGACCUGCUAAACUGCAUUUUUUCCAUCAUGAACUGAUGCAUACUGAUGAUUACGGUAAUAAAAUCCACCACUGUGAACAAUA